This is a messenger RNA of Momordica charantia (bitter melon), 1063 nucleotides long. RefSeq names its product heat shock 70 kDa protein. Gene Ontology annotation, molecular function: ATP-dependent protein folding chaperone; ATP binding. The record is from RefSeq and is a predicted model, not a curated record. Lineage: Eukaryota; Viridiplantae; Streptophyta; Magnoliopsida; Cucurbitales; Cucurbitaceae.
AUUUCUCGACCUUUCUGUAAAACCCCUAUAAAUCCUCUCUCUCAAAACAUGAAUCUUCAGAUAAAAUUUCCUGUUCUCUCCAAAUUUCAGAUUACAAAGCUUAACCAUUGAAAAAAAAGCUCUGCAAAACUCUGUUCCUCACAUUUACACAACGCUGUAAUUUCUGCAAGUUCCGAGCGGACAAAAAGGCCUCUCGUAAAGGCGAACAGAACGUGCUGAUCUUCGACCUCGGCGGUGGAACUUUCGAUGUGUCACUCUUGACCAUUGAGGAAGGGAUCUUCGAGGUCAAGGCCACCGCCGGCGAUACUCAUCUCGGCGGCGAGGAUUUCGACAACCGAUUGGUCAAUCACUUCGUCACAGAGUUCAGGAGGAAGAACAAGAAGGAUAUCAGCGGCAGCGCGAGGGCGCUGAGGAGGCUGAGGACCGCCUGCGAGAGAGCAAAAAGAGCGCUCUCAUCGACCACGCAGACGACGAUUGAAGUUGAUUCUCUUUACGAAGGAAUUGACUUCUAUGCGACGAUAACGAGGGCUAGAUUCGAGGAAUUGUGUAUGGAUAUGUUCAUGAAGUGUAUGGAACCAGUUGAGAAAUGCAUCCGUGAUGCUAAAAUCGAUAAAAUCCAAGUUCAUGAGGUCGUUUUGGUCGGUGGAUCGACAAGAAUUCCGAAAGUUCAGCAGCUUUUGCAGGAUUACUUCAACGGGAAGGAGCUCUGUAAAAGCAUUAACCCCGAUGAGGCUGUUGCUUACGGUGCUGCUGUUCAGGCUGCAAUUCUGAGCGGAGAAGGCGACGAGAAAGUUCAAGAUCUUCUGCUGCUGGACGUGACGCCGCUCAGUCUCGGUCUAGAGACCGCCGGCGGCGUGAUGACAGUCCUAAUUCCAAGGAACACCACAAUCCCAACAAAGAAGGAACAGAUUUUCUCCACAUACUCCGACAAUCAGCCAGGGGUUUUGAUCCAAGUUUACGAAGGAGAGCGAGCGAGAACCAAAGACAACAAUCUGCUCGGCAAAUUCGAGCUGACGGGCAUUCCUCCGGCGCCCCGAGGCGUGCCCCAAAUCAACGUCAUGUU